Megalops cyprinoides (Indo-Pacific tarpon) is the source of this 3008-nucleotide messenger RNA. It is a transcript of the gene uvssa, whose product is annotated as UV-stimulated scaffold protein A. The transcript is spliced from 14 exons. Lineage: Eukaryota; Metazoa; Chordata; Actinopteri; Elopiformes; Megalopidae. Gene Ontology annotation, biological process: transcription-coupled nucleotide-excision repair; response to UV. The coding region runs from base 472 to 2634 and encodes 720 amino acids. Gene Ontology annotation, molecular function: RNA polymerase II complex binding. The record is from RefSeq and is a predicted model, not a curated record. Gene Ontology annotation, cellular component: chromosome.
UGUGUGUUUGCCAACUGCAAAAAGGCAUUAUGAAAGUCCAGAGAAAAUGGCGUUCUGUAGCGGCAGUGCAGCUGUCGUUAUUGCAAAUGGAAAUUUUGUCACCCUUACUUGUAUUGUUGCUAACGACAUAACGCUGGCUAGGAGGUGCCUAAGAUGGCGGCGGAGUAGUAGCGGUUUGCAGAAAUGUCCUUCAAUGUUUUUUUCUUGAAGUAACAUCAGUAGUUUAAGAUAAUCGCUAGGUGAUGUUAAACGCCUCCCCAGCUAAACGCAAGAGCGGAGGUUGCCUACCGGUUACUCUAACAAAACCAUCUUCUUCAAAGAAAGGGAGAAUGGAACAAGAAACGGCAGACAACAUCGUAGCUGUGCUAAAGUUAGCCAUCACGGAGCAAGGUAAUAGGUAAUUCAUCUGAGGACCUGAAAUCUUCCAUCAGAUUUCUCUCCGCUGACAUCCAAGAUCUAAAAGGGAGGGGGAUGGACCACGCCCAGAGGGAGAAGUUAUCUGAGCUGAUGGAGGAGUUAACCACCUCUGGGGAGCCCCAACUGAAUGUAGAAAAAAUGAAGGAGAUGAAGAAGCUAUGCAAGGUGUCUAAUGACUACAUUGAAUAUGCGUAUCAUCUGAUCAUGACCCAGCUGGCGCAGGAGCACGCUGAGAUACGCCUGUCAGCCCUGCAGGUGGCUGAGCAGCUCUUCUCGCGCUCCCAUCUCUUCCGUGAGCUUCUGGUGUCCAGCUUGCAGGAGUUCCUGGAGCUUACUGUGGAGACAAAUGCUGACAGGCCUCUCCCCCCACCCCGCGAGGUGGCCCGCAAGCUCAAGACCCUGGCCAUCCGCACCAUUCAGGCCUGGCAAUCCAUCUACGGCCAGGCCUACAAGAAGCUCGCCUUGGGGUACCACUUCCUCAAGCAGGUCAAGAAGGUGGACUUCAAUGACAUUCAGAUGCGGACACUGGCAGAAAGAAAGAGGCAGGAAGAGAAGGAGAAGAGGCUUGAGAGGUUCUAUAAAGAGAAAGUGACCAAGGCUGUUCAGGAAAUGGAAGAGGCCUCUCUGGAUAUCGAGCAGUGCCUGACAGAGGUGGAGAACUGCAUGCGACUAUUGGCACCUCACCCCGUCGACUUCAAUCUGGGCGACCUGGAACCUGCAUCAGCCAAUCAGACGCCAGCGUCUGCAUCCACAGGGCAGCAUGGCAGGUCCCCUGCCCUGGAAGAUGAGCAACCCUGCUGCAGCAGAGACCUGGAGGACAAGGGACCAGCGGGGAUGAGGGUAGUAGAGAAGGAGGAGGAUGAGGAGGAAGAGGAGUCUGAAACGGAGGAGGUUUCUGAGAAAGAGGCUUUCAUCCGGAGCUCUGGUCUGAUGUCACACAGAUACACCCUUGAGCUGGACAUCUCCACAGAUUUGAGAGUGAAGGAAACUGAGGAGAACGAGGCUGUGGUCACCACCAUGAAGGACCUGCAGCGCCUCAUAAGCACCAAGCACCUACCCGCUGUCCAGUCCUGGGUGCAGGUGUUCACCAAGGCCGGUGGGAAUGAGGCACUGCUGAGAGGCGCGCUAGACCUGAAGACCGCCCUGGAGGGGGCGCUGCAGAGACAUGACGAGCUGCACAUCGACUACAAGAGGGGAGAGCGGCAAGUCAUGAAGGCGAGUGCAGACAAGGAAGAGGAUGAUGACUUUGAGGAGGUGCCAGAGAAGGAGGGCUUCGAGCCCCACAUUCCGGACCACUUGCGGGCGGAGUACGGUCUGGAGCCAGCUGCCUCCUCCUCUUCCUUCUUGUCAUCCUCAGUGCAGCCAGUACGGCCUGCCCCUCAGGCCCCUGCACCAACCAGGAGGCGGGAAUAUGACGAGGAGCAGGACCCUACCUGUGCCGCUGCCACGCUGCGAAUCCUCAAGCAGAGACUGCCCUCUGCUCCACCUACCAGGAUCUCCCAGAAAGCAGGACGUGCUGCGGAGCCACAGGAUGGUGAAGGGCUACAGAACGAGGAGCGGGAUAAAGCCCCUGUCAUCCCUUUUGGCCUUGACCUCUACUACUGGGGCCAGGAGCAGCCCACUGCUGGCAAAAUAAUCAAGUACAGUUCCCAGCACCAGUUCUGGGUUCCAAAUGAGGUGGAAGAGGAGGUGGAGAACCCGGAGCUGACGGCACAGGUGAAGUCCCGGUACAUCACCUUUGCCGGACGCUUCCAGCCGGUCACGCACAAGUGUCGGGCUCCCAUGCCCAAUGGCACCCUUUGUGAACGGCAAGAUCGUGUCAAGUGUCCAUUCCAUGGGUUGAUUGUCCCGAGAGACGAUAAGGGGACACCCCUAAACCCAGAGGACGCUGAGAAGGAGAAGAAGAGGCAUGAGGAAAACCAGCCAGACUGGAGGGACCCAGAGCUGAUGCAGGACAUCGAGGCAGCCACAGGGGAGGACCUGGGCUCCUGCAAAACUUUUGGGAAAGGCAAGAAAGACUCCAAGGGCAAGGGCAAGGGCAAGAAGAAGUACCCCAACCUGACAGACCUGAAGCACAGCACAAACACAUCCCGCUCACGACUGGAAAGGAAAGUUUUCAACAAAAGUGCCAUGAGGCGAGUCACAGAGGCUAUGAAUAGAAUGGACAGAAGAAAGCAUGAGAAAUUUGCAAACCAAUUUAACUAUGCCUUGAAUUGACAUCUUUGGCAUUCAGCAUUCAGUUGUGAAUGAUAUGGCCAUAUAAUCUCAAACUGGUGUCACCCUUAUUGUAUGUUGUAUUAUAUGUAAUUAUGUUGGCACAAAAACUGUAUCACACUUUCAAUCUCCUGGCAAUAAUAUGCAGACUUUAUGAUGAUAUAUUUCCAACUGUAUCAUGUUCAUCAUGUGUCAGUCCUGAAAGUUUGGAACUGUAGGUAUUGGUUUGAUGUUAUUGUGUGUAAUAGCUUGUUGAUUAAUGUGAAUGAAUUUACAGUUAUUUGUGUUUUUUUUGUUUAAUAUGCCUUUGAAUUGUUUGUGUUUUUGACCAUUUUUGUAUUUUUGUAAUAUUGUAAUAACGCAUUAAAAUCCUGAUU